AUGGCGACCUCAGCAACGGCCGGGAACCAGUCCAACUCGUUCAUCAGCGGACAAGAUUACAUAGGCUUCGAUUUUGAUGACGAUGACGGCGAGGAACAAACGCCACACGGUGCUGUGGACGAAAGAGGUGUCGGUCGAAGAAAAGAUGUCAAUGGCCGCCACACAUCGACUGCGGGUCCUUCGAACGGUCCUGGUACGCUUGCAGGGGCUCAGAGGAAUGGAGCAUCGCGGGACCGAGUAAGGGGUGACCGUAGGCGAUCACCACCCGCUCUAGGCCCAGGCCGCAUACAGCCGCAAAGUAGGAGGAGGACCUUCGAAGAAAUGGCCAUGGAUGAUGGCCUUACAAAGCGAGAGAGGAUGAGAAGCAUGGCUAGAGCCACCCCUUGGGCUCUGGACGUCGACUGGGACAGUUGUUGGCAUCCCACCGAAAUGCUACACCGCGAGUUGGAAGCUUUUGAGCGGUGGAUCUCGCCGACCUCCUGGGAACACGACUGCCGCGCGAUGGUGAUCCAAUUGAUUAGGAACGCGAUCUGCUCGCAGUGGCGCGAUGCCGAGGUGCUGUCGUUCGGAAGUCACGACACACGACUGUACAUGCCUGAAGGGGACAUUGAUCUGGUUGUGAUAAGUCGCUCCAUGGAGAAUGAGCACCGUACAAGAACCCUGAACAAGAUUGCAGCGCUCUUACGCCGCGCAAACUUGGUUGUGGACCUGGCAGUCAUUUCGAAAGCUAAAGUGCCCAUCGUCAAAUUCACUUGCGUCCAUGCCAAGUACAAAGUCGACAUCAGCAUCAAUCAAAGCAACGGUUUGGCUGCCGCAAAGUGGGUUUCCGCCUGGCUGAGAAAACAGCCAAGCUUGAGACCACUCAUUCUAGCGGUGAAGCUGCUCUUGAAUCAGAGGGGCAUGAGCGAGGUAUUCAAUGGCGGACUGGGCAGCUACAGCGUCAUUUGCCUUGUGAUCAGUCAUUUGCAGAUGCAUCCCAAGGUGCAACGAGGAGAACUGGACCCUGCGAAGAAUCUGGGUGUCCUAUUGCUCGAAUUCUUGGAGCUGUACGGCAAGACCUUCAACUACCACACGGUCGGCAUCUCUGUGCGCGGUCAGGGUCACUACUUUGAAAAGAAACGGCACGCAUUUGUCAGCACCGGCAAACCUUACAUGCUGGCCAUCGAAGAUCCUUUGGACGCUUCAAACGACAUUUCGCGCGGCACGUUUCAAAUUCAGGCGGUUCGGCUAGCCAUGAAGGGCGCAUUUGAUAUUCUGUCGGGUGCCCUAUGUCAGCGCGCCAACGUCAUGUCGGAUCCAAACGCUCAGGAUGGAGCACAGCAUGCUCCCUUUGACGAGGAUGACGAAGCUAGAGCUGCUCUCAUGCAAAAUGCAGCGGUCGGGGCGCCGGUCAGCCAUUCCCACAGUCUUCUGGGAAACAUUUUUGGCAUUUCGCAUGAAACUACUAGGGCAAGAGAAAAGGUGAGUGGUGACGAAGAGGCACACCGCAACCGGAAAUGCGAUUAG
Messenger RNA from Ceraceosorus guamensis, 1506 nucleotides. RefSeq names its product Nucleotidyltransferase. Gene Ontology annotation, molecular function: mRNA binding; poly(A) RNA polymerase activity. Gene Ontology annotation, biological process: RNA 3'-end processing. NCBI's taxonomy places the organism in Eukaryota, Fungi, Basidiomycota, Exobasidiomycetes, Ceraceosorales, Ceraceosoraceae. Gene Ontology annotation, cellular component: nucleolus; TRAMP complex. The record is from RefSeq and is a predicted model, not a curated record. The transcript has 5 exons. Bases 1 to 1506 code for a protein of 501 amino acids.